Molecule: messenger RNA, 1171 nt
Organism: Magallana angulata
Lineage: Eukaryota; Metazoa; Mollusca; Bivalvia; Ostreida; Ostreidae
Exons: 7
Coding region: 11-1171 (386 amino acids)
Source: RefSeq, a predicted model, not a curated record
CUCUUAUUAAAUGCUAGAUUGGUUUGAUAAACCCCAUUUGACAAAUAUGACUGCAAUUUUAAAAAUCAUAUUUGUUCUCCUCUCAAUAAACGGCUCUGUAGCAGGACUUUAUGAGCUUUUUACACCGGAGUCACGAUUAUCUGGAUUUAUCAUGGAAAAGAUUUCUCCGAUUGGAAUGGUCAUGUGUGUUAGAGAAUGUUCGAAAAGACGUUUUUGUGCUUCGCUAAAUUUCAACCGAAAACGAUUAGAAUGUGAGUUGUCACAUAGUGACGUCUUAACAGACCCAUCUAACAUGGCGUCGGAUCCUGAAUUUAUCUACAUUGGAAGGAAUGAAAUUCCACAGGAGUAUUUUGACUCAAAAACUGCGUCCUGUCCAGCUAGAGGCAGUUCUGUCAGCACAGCAACUGGACCUAAAUGCGUCAAAUCAGAUUGUCCUAUUGAUCACCCUGACACCAAUUCCACUGGGGUCAAGGUCACAUCCACCAAGGUCGGAACUGUCCUAAGUUACACGUGCAACUCGGAUACUUCAGUUGUCUUGACCUCUAAAUGCAGAGGGAAUGGAACUUGGACAUCUUCUGCUUCUUUAUGCCUAGAUAUACCUGAUUGCUUCAAAACACCGGCUUCAUGUUGGUUCCAGUAUAACUUCACUUACGACAACACGUGGGACGGAUGUACUGGGGGAACCCGUUAUGUCCGGAGAACUCAGUAUCCUUCCGCCCCGUAUGUGGGCGUGGUUCUAUGUAGUCCUACCAGGUACAAGAUAGUUUUGGGAUCCGCUUUUACGGAUAAAUUUCUCAGCAUUGGUGAUGGUAAUGGUUCAGGGGCGGAUCACUGUGAACUUGUAGGCGGAUACCAAACUGAGGCUAUAGUGGCAAAUGAUUAUACAACAGCUCCAACGGUUACGGGAUAUAAGCGUUCUAACUGGGGUGAACCUUUCACGGUUGGAACGAUAGGCAGCUCGACCCCUUACAAGUACAAUUCAUGGUACGAAUGCGGAGUGACUCCACCAGAACCUCCCUGUUUUAACACCCCGACAUCAUGUUGGUAUGAGUAUAGUUUUCAUCAUGAUACUGCGUGGAACGGAUGUACAGGCGGCCGGAAGUACGUCAUGAAGACCAAAUAUACUUCCGCUCCUAUUGUUGGAGUAGAACUUUGCAAUUCAACAAGGUAA